CCAUUUUAUGAUUCUGGAUUAACGCUAGAGUUUGUGUAAUCUGAGAUUCUUGGGUUUUCGAUGGUAGAAUUACCUUUAUGUGCCCAAUCUGGAAGACCCAUUUCGGAUUUUUGUUGUUGACUGAUCGAAACCAGUCCUAUUGAUAUCUGAUGAGACGCCGUCCGUCGGCGAGCAAUCCUCCUGAGCUAAUGGAGAAAGCUACCGGAAAGAAUCAACAGUCUCGUCUUUGUUGGUUACUGUCUUUGUCUGUCUUGUUCUGGUUAUUACUCUUCUACUUCCAUUUUGUUUUCAUUGGACGUGGCAACAUUGAUGAAUCCAUAAACAUAGAACCUAAUCCAUCGCAAAGCAAGCAACUCAAGGCUCGUCGUUCGCCGGAUAACUAUCCGUUCAUGCGGGCUUUGAGAACAGUAGAGAACAAGAGUGAUCCUUGUGGGGGAAGGUACAUUUAUGUCCAUGAUCUCCCUCCACAGUUCAAUGAGGAAAUGCUCAAGGAGUGCAAGAGUCUCAGCCUCUGGACCAACAUGUGUAAAUUCACCAGCAAUGCUGGGCUUGGCCCUCCACUGGAGAAUGUUGAAGGUGUUUUCUCUAAUACUGGAUGGUAUGCCACCAACCAGUUUGCUGUGGAUGUAAUCUUUAGUAACAGAAUGAAACAGUAUGAGUGCUUGACACAAGAUUCUUCGAUUGCUGCUGCCAUCUUCGUUCCAUUCUAUGCUGGUUUGGAUAUAUCCCGCUACCUUUGGGGUUACAACACUUCCGUUCGAGAUGCAUCUUCUCUUGCUUUGGUGGAUUGGCUUGCUAAGAGACCGGAGUGGAAUGUUAUGGGUGGAAAGGACCAUUUCUUGGUUGCUGGCCGAAUAACCUGGGAUUUCAGAAGAUUAACUGAUCAAGAUUCUGACUGGGGUAGCAAGCUUUUGUUUCUUCCAGCUGCGAAGAACAUGUCGAUGCUGGUGGUUGAAUCGAGCCCAUGGAAUGCCAAUGAUUUUGCUAUACCAUACCCUACCUACUUCCAUCCAGCAAACGAUGCUGAUGUCUUUUUGUGGCAGGAUCGCAUGAGGAAAUUGGAGAGACCAUGGCUUUUCUCUUUUGCUGGAGCUCCACGUCCUGGCAAUCCCAAAUCAAUUAGAGGGCAGAUCAUUGAGCAGUGCAAGAAUUCCAAGGUUGGAAAGUUAUUGGAAUGUGAUUUUGGGGAGAGCAAAUGUCAUUCUCCAAGCAGUAUUAUGCAGAUGUUCCAGAGUUCUCUGUUUUGCCUUCAACCUCAGGGUGAUUCUUACACUCGAAGAUCAGCAUUUGACUCCAUGUUGGCUGGUUGUAUACCUGUCUUCUUCCAUCCUGGCUCAGCUUACGCACAGUACACAUGGCAUCUGCCAAGGAAUUAUUCGAAGUACUCGGUGUUCAUUCCGGAGGAUGAUAUACGUAAGAAGGGAGUUAGCAUCGAGGAAAGGCUUCUCCAAAUUUCUCCAGAGCAGGUGAAAAUCAUGAGGGAGGAGGUUAUAAGCCUCAUACCAAGAUUGAUAUUUGCAGAUCCAAGGUCAAGAUUGGAGACUCUUAAAGAUGCAUUUGAUGUAGCAGUGCAGGCUGUUAUUGACAAAGUUACCAAGUUGAGAAAGGACAUUAUUGAAGACCGUGAGGAUCCUAACUUUAUUGAGGAGAAUGCUUGGAAGUAUGCACUGCUAGAGGAAGGACAACGUGAGGUAGGGCCUCAUGAAUGGGAUCCUUUCUUCUCAAAACCAAAGGAUAAUGGGGAUUCAGAUGGUUCAUCUGCAGAAGCUGCUAAGAAUUCUUGGAAGAAUGAACAAAGGGACAAAUCAUGACUGGAGGAAAAGAAACUUCAUCAUAUAAAUUCCAGUCAAGCAUGAUUCCAGCAGUCAGGGGCUUGAACGAUCCUAGCUCCACAAGUGGGUGAGUGAUGGCAAGUAUGAUAGAUACCUAAUGAGAACCUUGUGAUGAAUUCUUUGAGAACUUGCCAUUUAUCUUCUCUCACCUUUGUUAAACCUUGUUUACAUGUAAAUGUGAGAGAAAUGUUCUCCACAUUCGAAAUAAUUUUGUUUCAGUAAAAGUCAGAUUCAUUCCAUUUUGCAUU
Messenger RNA from Telopea speciosissima, 2080 nucleotides. Its product is annotated as xyloglucan galactosyltransferase MUR3-like. Lineage: Eukaryota; Viridiplantae; Streptophyta; Magnoliopsida; Proteales; Proteaceae. The transcript has a single exon. Bases 150 to 1811 code for a protein of 553 amino acids. Gene Ontology annotation, molecular function: glycosyltransferase activity. The record is from RefSeq and is a predicted model, not a curated record.